UCUAUGCAAGUAGACACGGCUCACUAACGCUUCUAUAAUCUGUAACCCGUAUGACAGUUUUGACUUUUGAUACGCGUUGAUGCAUCAUAGUUUUUUCUAUUUAUCAUAGAAUUUAACUACAUUCGUUUUUUUAUUUUCACAAAACUUAAUAAUAGUGGCUCAUAUAAAAUAAUUAUUCCCUAAAAACUAUGGCUGACGUGUUGGAUAUCGAAAAUUCGGAGGAAUUUGAAGUAGACGAGGAUGGUGAACAGGGUAUCGCGAGGCUGAAGGAAAAGGCGCGAAAACGCAAGGGUCGUGGCUUCGGCAGCGAGGCGGGCGGCGGCGGAGCGUCUGAAAGAGGCAGCAGGGGAAGAUAUGACAGCUUGGCUCCAGAAGGAGACGGUAACACUCCAGGCCCGCAGCGCUCUGUCGAAGGCUGGAUAUUGUUUGUCAGCAAUGUUCAUGAAGAAGCACAAGAAGAAGACAUACAGAAUCAAUUCUCAGAGUUUGGGGAAAUCAAAAACAUUCACUUGAAUCUGGAUCGUCGCACAGGUUUCCUCAAAGGAUAUGCCCUCGUGGAAUAUGAGACUUACAAACAGGCAGCGAGUGCUCGCGAAGCCCUCGACGGCGCGGAUAUUCUCGGACAGCCGAUUUCAGUGGACUGGUGUUUCGUCAAAGGGCCCACCAAAUCGCAGAAGAAGAGGCGAUAGUCUUACAUCUAGCUUUAUUUAUAAACAUUGUGGAUACUUCUUUCUGAUUGUGGAUGUGUGAUGUAAUUGUUAAGGUGAUAAAGUUAUAUGGCAAUAAUAAGAUUUCCAUUGUUUUUGUCUAUGAUAAGUCCCGUGGGAUAUAGGUUUUUCUGGAUUGGCAUGCGAGAAAGAUGUCCUUUCAUUAUAUACAUUAGACACAUCACCUUAUGAGUUUGUAUUAAAUUGAUCUAUUUUUGAGCUUGUGUAUGCUUGCGUCUUUAUGAAUAAAAACAGUUGUCCAUGAAUGUAAGAGUAUUACUU
Messenger RNA from Manduca sexta (tobacco hornworm), 989 nucleotides. It is a transcript of the gene tsu, whose product is annotated as RNA-binding protein 8A. The record is from RefSeq and is a predicted model, not a curated record. NCBI's taxonomy places the organism in Eukaryota, Metazoa, Arthropoda, Insecta, Lepidoptera, Sphingidae. The transcript is spliced from 5 exons. Gene Ontology annotation, molecular function: mRNA binding. Gene Ontology annotation, biological process: RNA splicing. Bases 189 to 689 code for a protein of 166 amino acids. Gene Ontology annotation, cellular component: exon-exon junction complex; cytoplasm; nucleus.